CCCGCCGUUGGGGUAUGGUUUGCUUACUGAGGCUCGCGGAAUAAAAAGAUGGCAGGCUUCGCACACUGGCGACGGCUGUUAAUGUUCAGCUCGUCGGCAGCGGCGGCAAACCCGCAGGCCAUACGAGAUACUUCUCUAUCCCUGCGUUUUUUCUCUGCUGGCACGACAGUGGCUUUUAAACCCCUCGCACCCUCUUCUCUCCUCCGACCCUGAUUUUACUGCUUUCCACACGGCACCCAGAGUUCAGUCACUGUUUCUUAGUACCAGCCCCUAGCCUGGCGUCAAACCCCUCCCUAUACUCCCCGAGCCGUCCCUAGAGCUCUGUCACUAGGCGGCGUCGUCGCACUCUCGCAUUCUUGCCUGUAAUCCCGUCCAAACUGCCGCCACCAUGGGCAAAGUGCAGCACUACGUCGAGGCAGCCAAGAACGACCUUCGGACAGACCACACGUGGAAUAAGCUGGGCAACUUGACCAAGCGCGGCGCAAAGGCACUGCCCGAGGCCUCGUUGCACUAUGUCAAGGAAAAAGCGCCAAUCAUCGGCUGGCUGCCCAAGUACGACUACCGCUGGCUGAUCAACGACGGCAUCGCUGGCCUAACGCUGGGCCUGAUGCUGAUCCCGCAGGGACUGUCGUACGCAAAGAUUGCCGAGAUCCCCGUCGAGUACGGCCUCAUGUCGAGUUGGCUGCCGGCGAGCAUCUACACAGUCAUGGGCACAACCAAGGAUCUCUCCACCGGCCCAACGUCACUGAUCGGGCUGCUUACGUCCGAGGGCGUGCACGAGCUUGAGCACAAGUAUCCGCCGUCGCAGAUCGCGUCGGCCAUGGCCUUCUGGAUGGGCGUCUACGGCAUGAUCCUGGGCUUCCUCAACCUCGGGUUCCUGCUCGAGUUUGUGUCGCUGCCCGUGCUGGCCGGCUGGAUCACGGCCGUGGCCAUUACCAUCAUCCUCAACCAAAUGCCGUCGCUGCUGGGCAUCAAGGGCGUCGGCAGCGGCGCCGCGCAGCAGAUCCACGACAUCUUCGCCAAGCUGCCCAAGGCUGGCGGCUGGACCUGCCUGAUCGGCUUCUCGGGCAUCCUGUUCAUGACCAUCCUCGAGAAGGCGGGUGCGCGCUGGAGCGCCAAGAGCAAGAUCGUGUGGUUCUUCUCCAUCACGCGCGCCUUCUCGACGCUGGUGCUGUUCACGGGCAUCAGCUACGCCGUCAACAGCCCGCGCGGCAGCCCCAAGAACUUUCUGUUCGAGGCCACCCAGGUCACGGCCAACGGCCAGGAGGCGCCUUCGAUCCCGCCGCCCGACCUGAUCGCCGAGACGGCCAUGAAGUCGAUCGCGCUCUUCAUCGGGGCGGCGGUCGAGCACGGGGCCAUCGCCCGGGCGUUUGGGGUCAAGAACGACUACGUGCCGGAUCAAACGCAGGAGCUGUGCUACUUUGGCGUCACCAACUUCUUCAACUCCUUCUUCCACGCCAUGGGCGUCGGCGGCGCCAUGUCGCGCACCUCGGUCAACUCGCAGUGCAACGUCAAGUCGCCCCUGAGCGGCGUCGUCACCACGGCCGUCGUGCUCAUCUCCAUCUACUUCCUCGUGCCGGCCCUGUACUGGAUCCCCAAGGCCACGCUGGCCGCCAUCAUCAUCACGGCCGUCUGGAACCUGAUCCACCCGCCCUCGCACUUUUACCACUUCUGGAAGACAUCGCUGGCUGACUUUAUCUCGUCCAUGCUCGCCCUCUGGGUGGCGCUUUUUGUGGACGCCGAGAUCGGCAUCGCCGUCGCCGUCGGCUUCAACAUUAUCUACUGCCUGCUGCGCCAGACCUUUGCCCGCAUCACGGCCUCCAAGGUGCCCAAGCGCUCCGAGCUGGCGCGCUCCAUCGACGCCGACCGCGACCGCGACGCCUACGGCGGCGAGGACCGCACGCGCGACGUGCACGUCUUCCGCUUCACCGACAGCUUCUUCUUCCCCAACAGCUACGCCACCACCGUCGCCAUCCUCGACAGCGUCCAGACCUACCACGCGCCCGCCUACGACGGCGCCCAUGGGCCCGAGUCGCGCAAGGGCCGCAACUGGUCCGUCGUGGCCGAGCAGCGCAUCAAGCGCCUGCGCAAGUCGGCCGGCGUGCUGGACCAGUCGGCGCUCCCGCCCAUCGGGCUGGUGGUGCUGGACUUCACGCGCGUCAACCACGCCGACAGCACGGCCUGCACGCACCUGCAGAACCUGGUCAAGGAGGUCCGGCGCUACGGAGGCUCGCGCGUCGAGGUGCGCUUCGUGGGCAUGAGCCCCUACGUGCGCGAGCGUUUCGUGCGCUACGGCUGGAAGAUGGCAGACGACGGCGACGCCUGGAAGGGCGCCGGCGACGAGAGCGCCGUCACGCACGUCUACGAGUCCGUCCCCGCCGCCGUCUUGUCGCCGCGCCGCUCGCCUGUAAUUACCGAGGGCACCGACAUCCGCAUCGACAGCUCCGAGGACCCGGAGAAGGCUAGGGCCAUGCAUGCUCAGCGGUCCAGCUCGCCUGACGAGUUGGGAGGCGAGAAGAGGCGUGACAACUAGGGCGCUGGGGUGCCUUGGGAGGGGUGGGUUGGUUCUGUGAUGAUGGCGUCAGCAGGGAGAACCCCGGCGUCUGGUCGAGUCGCGCAGGCAUGGCCCCCGCAAAGGGGCUGGUUCGGUUUGUUUUUAUCACGUUUUGUUUUUAUCAUCGCAUCAAGGCGCACAGCAGCCUAGAGUAUAUAUACCCUCAUUUCAGGUUGAAGCUUUUGCAAAGUAUCUGC
Molecule: messenger RNA, 2751 nt
Organism: Gaeumannomyces tritici R3-111a-1
Lineage: Eukaryota; Fungi; Ascomycota; Sordariomycetes; Magnaporthales; Magnaporthaceae
Exons: 2
Coding region: 389-2533 (714 amino acids)
Biological process (GO): transmembrane transport
Cellular component (GO): membrane
Molecular function (GO): sulfate transmembrane transporter activity
Source: RefSeq, a predicted model, not a curated record